Molecule: messenger RNA, 635 nt
Organism: Chironomus riparius
Lineage: Eukaryota; Metazoa; Arthropoda; Insecta; Diptera; Chironomidae
Source: the annotation of a GenBank genome assembly
CGAUUUUCAAGAAGUAAAGACUUUAAAACAAAAUAAAAUGGGACUUCCAACACUUAAUAAGUUUUGUUUUUGCUGUUCUUUGGAAACCGGUGGCAUCAUCGUUGGAUGGAUUAAUGCUUUUUUUGGAUUUAUUGGCAUUUUGAGUGGUAUUACAUUGGUUUUCCUUGGAUCUACAGCCAUUAUGUUUCCAGCAAAUAUUGAUGUAUUUUGGAGUGGAGUAUCAUUUCUCAUCGUAGGAUCCAUAUUUAUUUUAUUCUACCUUAUCUACUUUAUUGCCGGAAUAUCAUUGAUAUCAGCUGUUAAAAAUCGUGACCACUACCGAAUGAAACUCAUAAUGAUUCUAAUGGGAAUAGGAGUGAUUGUAUCAUUCAUAUCCGUAAUUACCUCAUUGUAUGGAGGAUUAGGCGGAGCUAUAUUUUAUUCAAUCAUUACAUGUUACUUCUUUUUGUGCAUUUAUUCACUUUAUGUUAAACUUAAAGAUGAAGGUCGUAGUGGUACAGUUGAGUUUCAACCAGUUCCAUAUUCAUAAAAAAGAAACUAUAUAGACUCUACUCACAUGUUGUGAAUAAAAUGAAUAUGUGUGUGACUUCAUCAUAUUUAAGCUUAAUAAUGAUAACAAAAUUUUUAUCGUAAAG